CAAAGCUUCCCCUGCAGACAAUCAUGCGGCUCUUACAGGUGCUGGUCCCUCAGGUGGAGAAGAUCUGCAUUGACAAAGGUCUCACCGAUGAAUCUGAGAUCCUCAAGUUCUUGCAGCAUGGCACACUGGUGGGGCUGCUACCUGUACCUCACCCCAUCCUCAUUCGCAAGUACCAGGCUAACUCGGGUACUGCCAUGUGGUUCCGGACCUACAUGUGGGGAGUUAUUUAUUUGAGGAAUGUGGAUCCCCCUAUCUGGUAUGACACAGAUGUGAAGCUGUUUGAAAUUCAACGGGUCUAAGAGGGCACUUACCUCUACUAAGAGAAAUACACUGGAUCUAAGGACUGCUGUGUGCUGCUUCAUCACAGCUAUUCCUGCAUUUCACAUCCAGCUGAGAGACCAAAAGGACAAUCACUUCAUUUACCUCCCUGUCAUUUAAAGCUUUAAUUGGGACCUGCUUGGACAUCCCUCCCCCCAGCUCACUUCUCUUCCCUCACCCUUCACCAUGACCCUUGAGUCAUGUCUAAGGGAUUGUCCAUUGUUGUGGUUGCACUAGAAAUCAGACCAUUCUUAGCUCUUCUGUUACUCUUUUGCUCCUGGAUGUGGUUCGGAAACCAAUCUGACCCUGUCCUUGCCCUGGUCAGACUCAGUGUCUAAUUGGAAAAAGACUAACUGUAAAUUGGGUACAAGGGAGAAGCUGCUAUUCCUGCAGGAGAUGGGGUUUGGAAACAGCAGUUACUUUUAUGUGGCUCCAUAAAGUUUCUGGGGCAUCCCUUCUGGCUGCAGGUGUCUCCCUGGUGUCUCAGUUGCAUAUUGGUGGGGCAGUCUUUCCCAUCCAAAUGAAAGGAGAAUUUGCUGAAGGAAAACUUUGUCUCUGUUCUGAAUCUCUCUACUCCUUUCCUGGAAAGCUGCUGAAGAAGUUUUGUAGUAGCUGGUGCUUUGGUAUGGCGUGAGAAGUUUUUCCUUGGCUUCCAGGCCCAGCAGCCUGUCCUUCAUGGUGGGCUGUUGCGAUGGAGUGUGUGUCACUUUGGAAAGCCCUGGUUAAUCCAUGCGAGC
Molecule: messenger RNA, 1055 nt
Organism: Cariama cristata (Red-legged seriema)
Lineage: Eukaryota; Metazoa; Chordata; Aves; Cariamiformes; Cariamidae
Product: protein HID1-like
Exons: 3
Coding region: 24-299 (91 amino acids)
Cellular component (GO): membrane; Golgi trans cisterna; Golgi medial cisterna
Source: RefSeq, a predicted model, not a curated record